Molecule: messenger RNA, 4266 nt
Organism: Camellia sinensis
Lineage: Eukaryota; Viridiplantae; Streptophyta; Magnoliopsida; Ericales; Theaceae
Gene: ATIM
Product: timeless family protein
Biological process (GO): DNA replication checkpoint signaling; replication fork arrest; DNA repair
Cellular component (GO): replication fork protection complex
Molecular function (GO): DNA binding
Source: RefSeq, a predicted model, not a curated record
CUGCAGUAGGAAAUCAACGGUUCCUAAAUGACAUAAAAGCGCGGGAAAAUUCGAUACGUUUGGCGCCACAUAAACUGUAAAUCACACAGAACUAGUCAUUAGCAGCGACGCCAAGAUCUAAAAGUUUAUAAUUUCAAGUGCAUCUCUCGCAUCGCAUCUCAUCAUAUUCAUAUUCCUCUCACAUUUCUCAAUUCUGGUGCUCUUUUGGUUUUUGUUUUUUCCUUCAAUCAAUUCUGACAAACCCUAGUCCGACCCACUUGAAUACCCUAAUUCAUACGAUUUCCAAUUCUGAUCGACAUGGAAGGUUUAUCCGCCAUUUGCGCUGGUCUCGGAGUCAUUGAGGAAGACGACAAUGGCAAUCGGAACAGCUACACACCCGGCGAAUACUGCUUAGAUAAUUUGAAAGACUUGUUGAGGUUUCUGAGGCGAGACGAUCCACAAACCCGAGAAGUAUUCAAGCAAGUUUGUAAAUGGAAUAUUGUUGGCAAGGACUUGAUACCCAUUAUUGAACACUGUCAGGAUGAUCGUAAUUUGGUUCUAAAUUCAGUGAAGGUUCUGGUGUUUCUAACUAUGCCUGUUGAGCCUACAUCCAAUGACAUACCCCAACAAAUAGAGUAUCUUUGGGGGUUGAUGUCUUCAAUUACUUGCAGUGACAUUGUCCCAGUGAUUGUCUCACUUCUAGAGAGUCCACUGGAAAAUUUAGAACAUGAAGCAUUUACAGAGGAUGACUGGAAAUUAGUUCAGCUGGUGCUUACUUUAUUUCGCAACAUUCUAGCUAUCCAAGACAUCCCUCUGCAUGAGAAGGCUGGGGGAUCUGCCACACAAUUCUUAUCCCUCAGAGAUAAGUUUCUAGAACUACUGUUCCGUGAGAAUGCCACGGACUUGAUCUUAGUUCUAACGCAGCAUAUUGGUGGUUCUUGUGGCUAUAUCCGUCAAGAUAACUUGCUUUUAUUGGAAACUUUCCAUUACAUAUUUAUAGGUCAAGAGCCAGAGUUGAUCGCUAAAGCAUAUUCAAAGGGAUUGAAGGUGGACGGUGAUGCCAAAACUUCUAUCAACAGUCUUAGGUCCAUUAUGGAAGAGGAACAAGAAAAAAGAAAGCUCACCAGACUACGCAAUUUGGGUUGUUACUCACAAUUUACUGGAACUUUUACUCGGCUAACCAUGGAUGGUUCUAAAACAUUAUGCAAGGGAAACCCAUGUUCUGCCUCUCAUGAUCCUCUGCACAAUUCUCAUAAAGUCCAUCGAGGUCCAUUGAAAAGAGUGGUGUGGGACUAUGGAAGAUUACCAUCAACAAGGGACAAUACUCUAGAAUUGCUCCAUGAUUUUGUUAACCAGCUAUUGUCAGGGGGUUACAAUGUGUUAAUGGAGUCCAUCUGUGAGGAUGUUGAAAAGGAACACCAUACAAUUCAAAAUAGUGAUGUCAUUAUUUUCUUUCAAGUUGCUCAAUUUAUUACGUCUUUUCAAUAUCAUAAAUCUGUGUGUUUGAAGUCAAACAUGAAAGCUGACCCAUUUGAAGCUUCUGUAAAUCAUCAUGCUGAUAGCACAUUGUUUGAAGGCAAUUUAUGUGGACCAAUUGCUGCGUCUAUGAAUGAGUCAAUGUUCCUGUUAGUCAUUUCAAAGUGGCGUUAUGCAUAUGACAGCUUGAAGCAGACAAAUGAGUAUAAAUUUGUAUCUGCAGCAGGAUCUCUUAUGAAAAUCAUGAUUCGUAUGUUGGAUUUAGUGCUUAAGGUAUCACCUGAAGAUUCUAAGGAUCCUCAAACAGCUCGCAUCCUUCUUUACAAGUUAUUCUAUGAUCAAACUGAUCAAGGAAUGACUCAGUUCCUUUUGAACCAGAUGAAAUCAUUUGAUACUCAUAAACAAGCCAAAAGUGAUCUUGCCGAUUUGGUAGAAACAAUACAUGUAGUUAUACGACUCAUCGAGAACCUUGAAGCACGUGGCACAUUAAGGGUUUCUAGAAAGUCGAGGAAGAAGAGAGCAAAGAAAAUCAUGAAUGACAAGAGUAAGAUUGAUCAACCAGUUGGAGAUCAUGUUCCCCUUCAGAAUGAGGUCUCUAACCCUGGUUGUGAACAAUCUGCACAUUCAAGCAUGUUAUCUGAGGAGAAGUUGAUGAAUCCAAGUUCUGAUGUGAACGGGGAAGAGACAGCAGAACCUUUUCAGGUUGAUAAGCCUGAAACGAGUGAGUUAGACACACUUAAUCAUGAAAGCAAUCUUCCAGGGAUGAAAAAUACGAAGUCUGAUGUAAAUUGUGAUGGAAUUGAUGAUUCUUCUAGUGAUGAGCAGCUACCUGUGACUAAUGAAGUUGAUUUUGAGGCAUCUGCUUUGGUUUCUGCCCUUGCAAGCAAUGCCCUUAUUCAAAAUUUGUGUUGGUUGCUGAAGUUUUAUAAAACCAAUUCCACGAGUACAAACCACUACAUUAUAUGCAUGCUGCGGAGAAUUUGUGAUGAUCUGGAGCUUUCUCCAAUGCUAUAUCAGUUAUCCCUUUUAAAUACAUUCUACAUUAUCCUGGCUGAGCAGAAGUCAAGUCCAUGCAAGGAAUAUGAAAAUAUUGUUUUAUUUCUGACGAGCUUGGUUAGGAGAAUGCUGAGGAAAAUGAAGAGCCAACCUCUUCUUUUUGUGGAAGUGCUCUUUUGGAAGACGCGUAAAGAAUGCCAUUACAUCAACUGUGAAUCAUUAUUACAUGAGGUUGGCAACUUGAAGAGAGAAAGUGCGAAGUGGGGGAGUGUGUCUAAUGACGGAGAAAUGGGUUCAACUCAAGGGAAAGGAUGGGUCCGUAGAAGCAUAGCAGAUGCAUUUGGCGAUGAUGAAGCGGACUUUGUUAUCUCACAUGAGAUGGAUAAGCAGAAGGAGGAGGAUCCUCAUGAGGUUUUGCAAAGAAGCAAGCGAAGUAAUGGGGAAAGGAAGGAAAACAUCACAUCAAUUUCAAAUGACAGAAUCCAGAGGAAGGAAAAUUCUGAUAGUGAGGGACAUUUUGAACAUGUGUCUCAAGGGGUAUCUAAUAGAAGGAAAAGUCUGGUUAUCAAUGAAGAUCUGGAACGACAAAUUAAGGGUCUAUAUGAAAAAUACAAGAACAGUCGGCAUUGUAGUCGUCUCAUUGCUGAAGCCCUCGAUCAAGAUGGAAAAGUUUCACCAGUGCAGGUUUCCAACAAGCUUAGACAGCUUGGACUGAGAGUCCUACCAAAGAAAAGGAUGCUUCAGGCUGGGGCUUCUAUCCAACCUAGGGAAGAAGGGGCAUCGGGAAAUGAGUUGAAGGAAAGUUCUGUACUCAAACCUCUGCACACUAGAAAAAGAGUACGUGCCUUUAGCGAAGAUCAGGAGACGAUGAUUAAAGAUUUAUUUGAGCAGUUUAAGGAUCAAAGGAGGUGUAGUCACAUGAUUGCAAAUGCACUGGAUGCUGAUGGCACUUUCACAGCAGCACAAGUUUCACGCAAACUCAAGCAACUCGGCCUUCGAGUUGCUCAGCAGAAGAGACCCAAAGCCGAGACGCAUUUGAAGGAUGAGGAUGUUAUUAACUUUUCUGCAGAAACUGCAGAACACUCUGACAAUGAAACAUUAUUAUCACUGAAAAAAAGGAGCAAAAACAAGAAGAUUGAAAGAGAAAAUAAGGACAUGGAAAACCAGAAAAUUGAAGGAAAAGUGUCACAUGACAGUUCUGAAGAUGAAUUUCCGGGCUCUGUUUCGGGGGAUGGACAUGAACGACCUAGUGGGAUGGAAGUUGAUGAUGAUGGUACUCUCAACCGUGCCGUCAAUGCAGAAGCUCAAGCAACUAGCAUUAGCAGUGAAAAGCAAGUAGGCACUAUUGAUGCAAAUAAUUUGCAGCAUCAGCAACUGCAUGAUGAGCUGGAGGAUCAAUUGUCAGAUUUGGGGGAUGAUGCGACUCCUGUUACAUCCCAACAUGGUGCUGUAUUAAGAAGGAAGCUAAGGAUGGUAAUUGAUCCCGAGGAUGAUGAAUAGGAAUGCAGCAUGGGGUUAUUUUAUUUCAUUGUUGUUCCCAUUUUAGUUUUUUGGCUUGGAUGCGAUCAAAUAUGAUGUAGAUGUUGCACACAGAAGAAUAUUAUUCAUGUGCCUAUGAUGGCUUUUGUAGAGAGAAGUGCUACAUUGUGUUAUUCACUCUGGCUCUUAGUCAAUCAGAUUGAGUCAUCUUAAAGAUUAAAGAUUAUUUGAACAUUGUAUAUGAAGAGUAUGACUCAUGGGAUUCUUUUGCUAAAUCCUUGCCUAAUUAUAUUAAUUUAAUUUGAUAUGGAAAAAUUUCGCUGAAUGUCACAAUCA